AUGGACUUUCGACUAGACGAAGGGGAAUAUUUAUCUCCAAAAUAUAUGCAUUUUUUCAUUCGAUCUUUCUGUUUCUUUUUAUUUCACAUUUUCUUUUUUUUAUUUCAUCCUUUUUCCCUUUUCUUCUUCAUUCAUCCUUUAUCUUUUCCUUCUAUUUCAUACUUUCUCUCCUUUCUUUUUUUCUCAACCAUUUCUCCAUUUUCCUCUUAUUCCAGUCUUUCUGUAUUUCUAUUUAUUUUCACACUUACUCUCUUUUCUUUUUUAACCUUUCUCCCUUUUCUUCCUAUUUCAAUCAUUCUAUUUUUUUUCUUUUUAUUUCACACUUUCUAUCUUUUCUUCGUAUUUCGCCCUUUCUAUUUACAGAUUUGCAACUCAAAAUUGUCUCCCUCUCUCUCUCUCUCUCUCUCUCUCUCUCUCUCUCUCUCUCUAUCUAUCUAUCUAUCUAUCUAUCUAUCUCUCACACACUCUCUUAAAACAGGAGAUACUCUCUCUCUCUCUCUCUCUCUCUCUCUCUCUCUCUCUCUCUCUCUCUCUCUCUCUCUCUCACUAGCUGCUUGA
Molecule: messenger RNA, 558 nt
Organism: Acanthosepion pharaonis
Lineage: Eukaryota; Metazoa; Mollusca; Cephalopoda; Sepiida; Sepiidae
Source: the annotation of a GenBank genome assembly